AUGCUGCUGCAGAGGCUUGACUCGGCAAGGCAGAUGGACCGCGCCCAGGCGGUGGUGACUGGUCCAGUGUCUGAGGUCUACCCGGUCUUUACUUGUUUGGGUGAGAGUCGGGUCAAGGAAGUCGGUGAUGGUGAAGCCAACCUCUCACGUGCUCCCCGGAUGCUGCCCUGCUGGGGCACCGUAGCAGCGACCUGCACGGCGCAGGCCUCCACCGCCGUUGACUCCCCGACUCGCCGAGAUGGAGCCCACACCACGGCCGAUGCUCUCCUGCUCAACGCCGACGGAGACUGA
Colletotrichum orchidophilum is the source of this 291-nucleotide messenger RNA. RefSeq lists its product as uncharacterized. The record is from RefSeq and is a predicted model, not a curated record. The transcript is spliced from 3 exons. NCBI's taxonomy places the organism in Eukaryota, Fungi, Ascomycota, Sordariomycetes, Glomerellales, Glomerellaceae. Bases 1 to 291 code for a protein of 96 amino acids.